CAGGAGUUUGCAGCAGCAGCAGCCGCAGCCGCAGCGGCGGCGAGCGAGGUGGAGAGAAGCAGUGGGGAAGCCAAGCCGCCCAGCGCUCUGGCACACGCGUGGCACCGCUGGGGUGGGCUUGCCCCAGGCACCAGCACCCCCGCAGCAGCCGCGGCUCCUCAGGCUUUGGGAGGCUCGGAUUUGUUGAAGAACUUAAAUAAAAAGCUGCUCACUCGUCCACGGCGUCAUUUCUGCAGGUUGGGCACACACACGCAGCCAGCCAAGCACGGCGCCCGCCUAGCGCUUUCCCUCCCCCCGGCGUGCGUCCAGCCACGAUUCAGUGACUAUGAGCCUGCAAGUGAAACUUUCCCGGAGCGAGCUGUAUUUUCCCUGCCCAUUCGCAAACCCGAUGAAUGCGAGAUAAUAAUGGAGAGGAAAAAGGCAAAGGCUGUCUCCGAGCUCAGCACGCCAGCGCUCUGAUUCACCGCGGAGCAGCCCGCACCCGCUGCAAGCGCCUCGGACUUUGCCUAGCCAACCUAUUGCUCCUACUUUCCCCGGGCGAGCCGAAGGAAGAGGAGGAGAGGUGGGGCAAGUAGCCCGUUGCAGCUGCUGUACAAACUGCUGUAAGAACUUGCGUGGCGGAUACGGUGUGAAUGACUAGCUCGGGUUUCUAAAGGCGAGUGUGACUUUCCACUGCUCGCUCUAUGACUCUCAGAGAUGACACAGCCUUCUCCAUCUCCAGCCCAGGGAAGUGGCUCCGCGGGAGGGCCCUGAGGAACCCCCACCCCCAAAAUCCGACUCUUAUUUUGCAGACGCUCCACCUCCCCCCCUCUUUCCAGGCUGUGACUUAUGAUCGGACAAGGCUCCCCCCACCCUUGCACGUUUGCAGCCGCACUUUCACAGCAGCCUCUGUCUCAGUGUCUGCUUGCUUGUGUUUUUUUAAAUAGGAUUUUAUUUUUAAUGCAGUAACCACGAGGAUGCGUUUAAAGUGCGCCUGGUCUCGGCAGUGAGGUCUGUGCUGUGCUUUUUUUUUUCGGGAGGGGGGAGAUAUAGCGCAUGCCAGGUGCACAUAAAUCCAGAUUCCCCCAUACAUUGACUGCUCUGUGAUUUUUUGUAGAUCUCUCUAUAAAAGACAUUUUUUUCUAUAACUUCUAACUUGCAUGCACAUUGAUGGGCGGAAAGCGCAGCUGAUUUUAUUGUGGUGAUCGAUGCUAACUUUGAUAAAGCGGUGACACUGACUGCCGGGGGAAGCAGACGAGCCGAGUGUGUCUCUAGACGGUUUUUGCCUCUGAUUUUACCCUAUUUUAAAAGAAACCCCACCCGUUCCCCCAGACAGCCAAGCACCAAAACAACACCCCCGCGCGCCUGCUCCAGCCGGGCUAUCAACAGGCAGCCAGGAGGGAAGCUGGGCGCCAGGUGUGCGGAACCGGGAGAUGGAUAUUCUCCCCGUCCUGCUCGCCUUGCUGUGGACCGGGGCAGGAGCCCUGAUCAACCUGAAGUACUCGGUGGAGGAGGAGCAGCGCGCCGGCACGGUGAUCGCGAACAUCGGCAAGGACGCCCGGGAGGCUGGCUUCGUGCUGGACCCCCGCCAGCCCGCCGCCUUCCGGGUGGUGUCCAACUCGGCCCCGCACCUGGUGGACAUCAACCCGGGCUCGGGCUUGCUGGUGACCAAGCAGAAGAUCGACCGGGACCUGCUGUGCCGCCAGAGCCCCAAGUGCGUGAUCUCGCUGGAGGUGAUGUCCAGCUCCAUGGAGAUCUGCGUGAUCAAACUGGAGAUCAAGGACCUGAACGACAACGCGCCCAGCUUCCCCACCGACCAGAUCGAGCUGGAGAUCUCGGAGACGGCCAGCCCGGGCACGCGGGUGCCGCUGGAGAGCGCCUACGACCCGGACUCGGGCAGCUUCGGCGUGCAGAGCUACGAGCUCACCCCCAACGACCUCUUCGGGCUGGAGACCAAGACGCGCGGCGACGGCUCCCGCUUCGCCGAGCUGGUGGUGGAGCGCAGCCUGGACCGCGAGACGCAGUCCCACUACAGCUACCUGCUCACGGCGCUGGACGGCGGCGACCCGCCCAACUUCGGCACGGUGGAGCUCAGCAUCCGGGUCAUUGACUCCAACGACAACAACCCGCUCUUCGAGGAGCCGGCCUACGCCGUCAGCGUGCCCGAGAACGCGCCGCCCGGCACGCCCCUGCUCCGCCUCAACGCCUCCGACCCCGACGAGGGCACCAACGGGCAGGUGCUCUACUCCUUCCACAGCUACGUGUCCGAGCGGGCGCGCCAGCUCUUCCACCUCGACCCGCAGAGCGGCCUGCUCAGCGUCAGCGGCGCCGUGGACUACGAGGAGGGCCACAGCUACGAGCUGGACGUGCAGGCCAAGGACCUGGGGCCCAACUCCAUCCCGGCCCACUGCAAGGUGACGGUCAGCGUGCAGGAUGCCAACGACAACCCGCCCCUCAUCAACCUGCUCUCGGUCAACAGCGAGCUGGUGGAGGUGAGCGAGAGCGCGCCGCCCGGCUACGUCAUCGCCCUGGUGCGGGUCUCCGACCGCGACUCCGGGGCCAACGGGCGGGUGCAGUGCAAGCUGCUGGGCAAUGUGCCCUUCCGCCUGCAGGAGUACGAGAGCUUCUCCACCAUCCUGGUGGACGGGCGGCUGGACCGGGAGCAGAGGGACCAGUACAACCUCACCAUCCAGGCCAGGGACAACGGGGUGCCCUCCCUGCAGGCCACCAAGUCCUUCACCGUCAAGAUCACCGAUGAGAACGACAACCACCCCCACUUCUCCAAGCCCUACUACCAGGUCAUCGUGCAGGAGAACAACACCCCUGGGGCCUACCUCCUGUCUGUCUCUGCCAGGGACCCUGACUUGGGCCUCAAUGGCAGCGUUUCCUAUCAGAUCAUGCCCUCCCAAGUCCGGGACAUGCCUGUCUUCACCUACGUCUCCAUCAACCCCAACUCUGGGGACAUCUAUGCCUUGAGGUCCUUCAAUCACGAGCAGACCAAGGCCUUCGAGUUCAAGGUCUUGGCCAAAGACGGGGGCAGCCCGUCCCUGCAGAGCAAUGCCACCGUCAGAGUGAUUGUCCUGGAUGUCAAUGACAACACCCCUGUGAUAACUGCCCCACCUCUGGUCAAUGGGACUGCAGAAGUGUACAUCCCUAGGAAUGCCGGGGUUGGCUACUUAGUGACAGUGAUCAAGGCAGAUGACUAUGAUGAGGGGGAGAAUGGAAGACUGUCCUAUGAAAUGGCAGAUGGGGAUAGAGGUUUUUUUGAAAUAGAUCAGUUCAAUGGAGAGAUAAGGACCACCAGAGCAUUCGGGGAGAAUGCAAAGACUACUUAUGAACUGAUUGUGGUGGCGCAUGAUCAUGGAAAAACAUCACUCUCAGCUUCUGCCUUGAUUUUGAUAUACCUAUCCCCAGCUCUCGAUGCCCAGGAAUCCAUAGGAUCUGUUAACUUGUCACUGAUUUUCAUUAUUGCCCUGGGUUCUAUUGCCGCCAUUCUUUUUGUCACCAUGAUCUUUGUUGCAGUUAAGUGUAAAAGGGAUAACAAGGAAAUAAGGACCUACAACUGCAGAAUUGCAGAGUACUCCUAUGGGCAUCAAAAGAAAUCAAGCAAGAAGAAAAAAAUCAGCAAGAAUGAUAUCCGGCUGGUACCACGGGAUGUAGAGGAGACAGAUAAAAUGAAUGUGGUGAGCUGCUCCUCCCUUACUUCAUCUCUCAACUAUUUCGACUAUCAUCAGCAGACCUUGCCACUGGGCUGCCGCAGAUCUGAAAGUACCUUCCUCAAUGUGGAGAAUCAGAACACUAGGAACACAGGCUCCAAUCAUGUUUAUCACCACACCUUCACCGGGCAGAGUCCCCAGCAACCAGAUCUGAUCAUCAAUGGAAUGCCAUUGCCAGAGACUGAAAACUACUCUUUUGAUUCCAACUAUGUGAACAGCAGAGCCCAUUUAAUAAAGAGCAGUUCAACUUUCAAGGACUUAGAGGGGAAUAGUCUCAAGGAUAGUGGGCAUGAGGAGAGUGACCAGACUGACAGUGAACAUGAUGUCCAACGGGGCCUGUACUGUGAUACUGCCGUCAACGAUGUGCUGAACACCAGUGUUACUUCCAUGGGGUCUCAGAUGCCUGAACAAGAUCAAAUGGAAGGAUUUCAUUGUAGGGAAGAGUGUCGGAUCCUUGGUCACUCAGAUAGAUGCUGGAUGCCCCGGAACUCUGUCCCCAGUCGUGCAAAAUCCCCUGAGCAUGGAAGGAAUGUCAUGGCACUCUCUAUAGAAGCUACCACUGUGGAUACAGAGCCUUAUGAAGACUGUAGUACAAAAAGAACUUUUGCAACGUUUGGCAAAGAUGGGAGUGAACCCCUUGCCGACGAGCGUAUCGUCAACCUGAAAGGCAAAAGAACAGUGGAUCUGCCCAUCUGCAGCCCAAAGGUAAAUGGUGCAGUCCGCGAAGCGGGGAAUGGCUGUGAAGCUGUGAGCCCCAUCACUUCACCCCUUCAUCUGAAGAGCCCCCUGUCUAGCAAACCUUCAGUAUCAUACAACACAAUGCACUGCCCGGUAAAUCGCGACCUGGAGCAAUUUGUAAACAAUGGCCCUUCUCGGCCCACCGAAGCAGAGCCUAGAGGGGCAGACAGUGAAAAUAUAAUGCAUGAAAUUAACCCACUUCUGCAAGAAUGUAGAGAAAAAGACUCACCAGGAGUGAAGAGACUAAAAGACAUAGUACUCUAAACGGCACCAUAUAAAAAUGAGAACCGGCACUACUACAAGCGCAUAUUGUUUUUAAAUGCUUACCAAUGGUUCACAAAUUGCUGUAUUUAAGAGCUUUCCCUAAAUGUAUUGUUUAUAAAUGAAGCUAUCGUUAAUGUGACAAUCCCACUUGUUUCAGCAACCAGCAGGGGUGUUCAGUUGAAGCAAAUUAGCUUGUUUUUCUUUUGUCACGGGGUGGGGGUGAAGGUGAGACCAGUUCAGUUAUAAAGAAGUAUUAUGUAUGGAGUAUUUUCAAUUUAUAUAUUUUUAUAUCUCAAAACUCUCUAUUAUAAAUUGCCAUUCUUUGUAAUGAAUUGAAUUGAAAACUCCUUAUCUGGCCAUCCUUAAUAAUCACCCGGAAGUUUUUGUAGUCUACACAAUUUAAUGGCCAUUUCUUAUGUACAACUGUUAAAAGAACAAUUCAAUGAGUUUUAAUAUUUGCCUAGCACAAGGCUGUUUGUACUUUAAAAUGUUGCUAUUUUGCUGUGGACACCCCUGCAUUAAGAAUCCUUUUGCUAUCACAUGCUUAUCUGUACUAUUAUUGUAUUUGAUAUUGCAAAUUACUGUAUGUCUAGUGAUGGCAAAAGGCUUUCAAGUUUAAAAAAAAACCACAGAUAUAUUUAAAACGUGGGAAAACUGCUAAUUUCAAAGCCAAUGUAAGGAGUGUUCUCUCCCCGUCUUACCCUCCAGCACCCCACACAUCCUAUACUUGUUUUCACAGAGCUAUGAUAGAUCAUUGUGGAAAGUCAUUUGGGGGAUAUUCUGCUGUCUAAUUUGCAGUUGUUAGAUGCAGUGUGCUGAACGUUUUGAGAUCCAUUUUUUUUUUUGUAAUGUCAAGGCACUGCAUGGAAAAGCUUCUCCGUAAGUUAUUAGUUCCCAGGUUUAGAUAUUCCCUGUCUCUAAUCAUCUCAAAGUGAGGGAAUUGUUUAACAGAUCUAAAUUAGCAUCUUGGUUAGACACACACUUCUUGAUUCAACAUUUCCAAGUCAUGAUUACACUUAAGUACUGGCGUGAGGGUAUGUAUCUCAUCAUGGAAUGGAUUUUAGAGUGAUAUUAUUUCUAUUUAUCCUGCAUCAAAAAUAGGUAGAGAGUAAGCAAUAGAAGGAUAUACAUGUAGGGACAGACAGGUGAAAUGUAACACCACUACUAAUCAAAUUAAUGUGCCUUCCAUAUGGAGAAGAAAAAUUUGAGUCAUUUUUUCUCAUAAUUAAGUACAUAUUUUAUGUGGUUAAAAAUUUGCACACAUGAAAUUGAUUUUUAAAAGAAAAAGGACCAUUUGAGCUACUUGAACGGCCAUUUUGUAGAAACGAGGGGAGCUAUAAAGAUUUUCACAGCAUGGUAUAUUCUCUGCUCUCCUGCACUACAUAAUUGUUCAGAUUGGGUUUGAGUGGGGUGGAGUGGAGGAUGAAGGUUUGUGAAUUAGUAACCCUUUAUUUGACAGACUUUUCUACCCAAAAGAAUAUUCAUUAGAGCUUAACGGUUCAUUCUGAGGCAGGGAAAAAAUAAAGAUAUUGCCAACAUUUGCUCUGCCAGUGAACUGAAAAUAAUGGUUUCUAGAGAAACAGUCUUCCUAGUACUAAUGUAUCUUGAUAACAUUCUCGUUACUUUGAUUUAUUUAAAUUAAAAAUGUCAUCAGGAAAAGAGCCUCCAAUUGUUAUUGUCCUAGAAAUCAAAUAAACUCCAGUCUUUUCUUUUCUUUUCUUUAGAGAAGGUGGAUAAAAUGAAUAUGGUUGAGUUUUUGACUACUCCAGUUGGUACAUUACCAGUAUGUCUUAUGGGCCCAGGAAUUUGAAAAUAAUUUAUCAAAAGGAACUUCUAAUUAAAUUACUAAAACUUUUUUUAUUGGUGUUGAUUGCUACCUCAUGCAGAUGGAAUCCCUUUAGUUGAUGUUAUGGCAUCUGUCCCUCUAAAACUGACCCAUAUUUCAUUUUUUCCUUUAAUUUUGAAGUUUGAUUCAUUUUUUAAAUAGUAUGUUCUUUUUAUUCUAGUUUUUUAUAUCUGGGGUACUGUACUGCUGUCAUUAAAAUAUAUAUUUUUUGCAAGUGGAUGUUUGUUAUAUGAGCAAUAGAAAAAACAGGUUGGUUUCGGGGGGGGUUAAGUUACUGGAUAUUAAGAUGGGUGUUUUGUUCAUUAUGAUGUAACCUGUAUUUGUUAACUUCUGAGAGCUUUAUUCAGUGAAAAUUCAUGUCCUUACUUACUGAGCCACAGAAGCCUCCUGGAUAUCUUUGUUAGCUGCAGAAAUUAAUCCUCAUUGAUUGGCAGAAAAUUGUUUCUUGAAGGAUUUUGUGUGUGUGUGUGUGUGUGUGUGUGGCAGCAGUAACUCAGAAUCAGUCUAUAGUACUGUUCCCCCACCCCCCCAACACAUAUUCUUCAAGCGCAUAUGGAUAACCGAUGGCAAUCAUGAAACUUUUGGCAUCAGGGGCCUCUACUUAGGAUGCUCAAAGACUCUGGUUGCUUUAGGCUAGCUGACAAAAUGAGUUGAAGUUUAUAUGAACCUUUUGCCCUCUCGUGGAAAGCCCACAAAAAGGGCUUGGGUUUCUUCAAACUCCUGUGUUUUACUGCUGGGAUUUUGUUUCAAAAUCCAGGAAGCUCAUUAGUUUUGCACCAAGUUCAGUGAAACUCUCCAUCCAAAAGUUACCUUGAGAUUUCAAAUUUUCACACCACCAAAUGUAAACAAACCCGAAUGGGGAUGUGUGUGUUGCAAAUGGUGUAAAUUGAACCUAUCCAAUUGCUUGAUGCAAUCUCUCCUGACUUGAAACGGGUGGGUGUCAUGCUGCAUUAAUGGCAGGUCAUUUCCCUGAAAUGAGCCAUUCAAGUACUUCACAAAAAGGAGCUGAUGAGGAAUAGCCAAAAGGCUUCCCUGAGGAAAGCCGAAGGCAUGAGCCCUCACUCUGAUAGGAGAGAGCCCCAUUCCCCGCCCCACAACUCCAUGUCUGCAACAAGUGGGAAACUAUUUAGUCAAGAAGGUCAUGUUUGGGUCCAUAUCAUAGAGCCGCCUUCUCUCCCCAAACAUACACUCUCCACACAUAAGUAUGGCCCUACUUUAAUGUCAUCUGACUCUGUUUCUGAGCUCUGGCUAAAUUCCAGCACUAACAUCAUGAUUCCUGCCUUGGGUUAUCUUGAUCCAGCUCCACUGAAGACUCCCAUUGGUUCCCUAGGGGGUUGGAUUGGGACUUAACUCCCCAAGCCAAAUCAUUUGCCCAGAAGGGCUUGUACAUUAUCUUCUAUGGAACUGAGAGCAACAAUCCAUCAGGCAACAUGGGAAAGGAGUGGCUAGCCAAUUAGCAUGGAUUCUCCUCCAUCCACUACACUGUGCUGUGAAAAUUGGACCGUCCUAUUCCUCUCCCACAGCCCUCCUCCUCCCCAUCCAAGGAGAGACUAGGCAGUGGUCCCCAGUCACCUGACCCGGUGAAUAUAAAACAGACAGAAGAGUCCAGCUGUUGAUUUCUACUGAACUUGGGCCUCUGACUAUUGAGCUGCCAGCACCAGCCUGGCACUGGGUGGAAAAUAAAUGCUAACUGAAAAGAAAAAUAAAACAUUUUUCUGAUUUAUCUAUUGGAAACAUUCCUUGCCACUUGAAAUAAAAGCGCAGCCCAGAAAAUAUGUGAAAUAUUUCUUUAUUAAAAGGGAGUUUUAAGAGGUCAGUAAGCCCUGCUGCCUCCAAGCAAACCAUUUAAACAACAGUCUUUCCCAUCCUGGUCUGUGCUGAAGCUUAGGAUCUUGAGUGCCUAAGGCACUUGCAUGACACAUUGUUAUCACAUGAGAAGAAAAACCAGGAGAGGGACUAGAAAAGGUUUAUCACCCACAGAGUUCCCUCCCCCCUUCCAAAUAUUUUCUAUUCCCACUUGCUUUCCUUUUCUCAUUUGAAAUCAGUUGAGAGCUUCUGGCUGAGCUGUGUUAUAAUGUUUAAAGUAGUUAAAUUAACCACAUCAAAAUGUGAAUGACCCAGGAUGGCUGUUUUGGACAAGAUGUAAUGAAGCUCUCUUUAGAAUUUAUAUUCUCAUCAAAUUUGGUGCAGGAAAAUUGUAAGAAUGGUGUAGUAGUUUAUACCACCUUUAACAGCCUGAUUUCCAGAGGUGCUGAUCAUCCACAACCCACAAUGAAACCAAUACUGGAUUGCCCCUGCAGCAUCUCUGGAUACCAGACCCCAAAAAUACAGUCUGAGUAAAUUCAUGACAUGCUAUAUUCAAAGUGUAAUAUUUACCUACUUGAUAGAAUAUCUUUAGAAAAUCCUUUCACAAGUGGAAUUUUCUUUUCCUUACAUUGAAAUCUUGCAGCACUGGUUUUAUUUUUAUGCUGAUAUAUACAAAGGGGAAUAUGGGGGGGUUGGUUACGAGAGGGUGGAUUGAUGGUUUUAAAAAUAAUCCGUAAGCACUUAAUGCAUUGUCCUGAUGAAGUUGUUGCGGUUAUCUCUGUUUUAUUGUGAAGCUGGAGAUGGCCUGUGGAUCACACAUUGUGCAGAAGUAAAUUACAUUUUUUCAAAUAGGAAACAAGUUGCUUUUGUGAAGAACACACUGUCUGAUUAAUAUGUUGAAAUUACUCUUGGGGGGGGGGAAACUAAUUACAAAUAGAAACACAUUUGUCUGUCAUUGGGGGAAAUGGAUGAUCUUGUUGCUACAGCUGCCUUUGCCGCUACAGAUAAUCUUUUAUCCAACUUAUGAGGUGCAUUUAACCUUAGCAGAAGAACCCAGCUAACUCUGUUGCAAGCCCUGGUGAAAUGGAUUCUUUACUGGCAUCUGCUGAUGUUCAGCUGAUACGAGCUGGGAUAUAAUCUUUAGUGACAAGAGCUGACCGAGUGCAAGCUAGUUUUCAGCAACAAAUACCUCCUUGCACUAUUCAAAUGCUAAGGUAUUGGUUGCAGAAGAUCUUAAGUCUUAAAGGUACAAGCUUCUGUAGCCCGCUGACCAGUCUGAUGACACCAUAACUGCCCGCCAAAGCAAGGCGGAUUUCAGUGGGACUUAAGUAUGAUUCAUCAAGGUGUCUCUGUUGCUGAUUAUAUGAAGAAUAAAUUGUUGUAUAUGCUGAUAUGUAUGUUAUGUACAUUUUCACAGUGAUGGAAUCAUUGUAAACAAAAAAAAGGAAAAAAAAUCACCAUUCUGUCUAUUUUAUGAAGAUGAUAAAGCAGCUUUAUUAAAUUAUUACAGUUCUGUUUCAAAAUGGUGUACCUGCCACAUUUUCUCUCAUCUAGUGAAAACUUUGUUUUCCACUUCAAUGUGAUUUCCCCCUCCCCGACCCCGCUUCGAACAUUAAUGCAUUUUAGUAUUAAAGGCAAUUAUUGAAUAAAAUGGAAAUAA
Molecule: messenger RNA, 10009 nt
Organism: Mauremys mutica (yellowpond turtle)
Lineage: Eukaryota; Metazoa; Chordata; Testudines; Geoemydidae
Gene: PCDH19
Product: protocadherin 19
Exons: 5
Coding region: 1413-4697 (1094 amino acids)
Biological process (GO): homophilic cell-cell adhesion
Cellular component (GO): plasma membrane
Molecular function (GO): calcium ion binding
Source: RefSeq, a predicted model, not a curated record